GGUUCUCUCACUUCAUCUCUUAUAGAUUAACUUCCUUCCAAAAUGUCACCAUUCCUCUAUCUGGGUCUCUUGGUACUUGGGCUUCAUUCUACAAUCCAUUGUGCAUCACCUGAAGGCAAAGUAACAGCCUGCCAUUCACCCCAACAAAAUGCCACUCUCUAUAAGAUGUCAUCCAUCAAUGCUGAUUUUGCAUUCAACCUGUACCGGAGGAUCACUGUGGAGACCCCAGAUAAGAACAUCUUCUUUUCCCCUGUGAGCAUUUCUGCAGCUUUGGUUAUGCUUUCUCUUGGGGCCUGCUCCACCACCCAAACUGAGAUUGUGGAGACCUUGGGGUUCAACCUCACAGACACACCAAUGGUAGAUAUCCAGCAUGGCUUCCAGCAUCUGAUUUGUUCACUGAAUUUUCCAAAGAAGGAACUGGAAUUGCAGAUAGGAAAUGCCCUCUUCAUUGGCAAGCAUCUGAAACCACUGGGAAAGUUCUUGGAUGAUGUCAAGACUCUCUAUGAGACUGAAGUCUUUUCUACUGACUUCUCCAACAUUUCUGCAGCCAAGCAAGAGGUUAACAGUCAUGUGGAGAUGCAAACUAAAGGGAAAGUUGUGGGUCUAAUUCAAGACCUCAAACCAAACACCAUCAUGGUCUUAGUGAACUAUAUUCACUUUAAAGCCCAGUGGGCAAAUCCUUUUGAUCCAUCCAAGACAGAAGACAGUUCCAGCUUCUUAAUAGACAAGACCACCACUGUGCAAGUGCCCAUGAUGCACCAGAUGGAACAAUACUAUCACCUAGUGGACAUGGAAUUGAACUGCACAGUUCUGCAAAUGGACUACAGCGAGAAUGCUCUGGCACUCUUUGUUCUUCCCAAGGAGGGGCAGAUGGAGUCAGUGGAAGCGGCCAUGUCAUCUAAAACACUGAAAAAGUGGAACCGCUUACUGCAGAAGGGAUGGGUUGACUUGUUUGUUCCAAAGGUUUCCAUUUCUGCCACAUAUGACCUUGGAGCCACACUUUUGAAGAUGGGCAUUCAGCGUGCCUAUGCUGAAAAUGCUGAUUUUUCUGGACUCACAGAGGACAAUGGUCUGAAACUUUCCAAUAGACCAGCAGGAUUUGCUCUCCCCACACAGGCUGCCCAUAAGGCUGUGCUGCAUAUUGGUGAAAAGGGAACUGAAGCUGCAGCUGUCCCUGAAGUUGAACUUUCGGAUCAGCCUGAAAACACUUUACUACUCCCUAUUAUCCAAUUUGAUAGAUCUUUCAUGUUGUUGAUUUUGGAGAGAAGCACAAAGAGUAUUCUCUUUCUAGGGAAAGUUGUGAACCCAAUGGAAAUAUAGUUGGGAAAAAGGCCAUUGGCUAAUUGCACGUGUGUAUUGCAAUGGGAAAUAAAUAAAUAAUAUAGCCUGGUGUGAUUGA
Messenger RNA from Piliocolobus tephrosceles (Ugandan red Colobus), 1399 nucleotides. RefSeq names its product serpin family A member 7 (gene SERPINA7). The transcript has 4 exons. Gene Ontology annotation, molecular function: serine-type endopeptidase inhibitor activity. NCBI's taxonomy places the organism in Eukaryota, Metazoa, Chordata, Mammalia, Primates, Cercopithecidae. The coding region runs from base 43 to 1320 and encodes 425 amino acids. The record is from RefSeq and is a predicted model, not a curated record.